AUGUCCACCGCUAUUUGGCCACCCAUUGAGCCCGAUCAGCUUGCCCGCGAGCAAGCUGCUUCACAGGCUCGAGAGCUCGCGUGGCUCCUCGUCCAGCUGCGCGAAACACUGCAGGCACUGAAGGCUGGCCUGGAAGAAUGCGCUGCUCUCCUCGCGCCCUCUGAGAAUGGAUCCACACUGGUUCUGAGCUCGGUGCGAUCUGAGAGCCUCAAGGGCCUCAUCACUCGCGUUGGCACACGAGUCGUGAAAGGUAGUAUCAAGUUGCGCCUGUCAAGCCUCCCGCCGCCUCGAGGGUCCACCAGUUACGACCUCACCAUAUCUUCGUCGCCGCAAGCUCCCACUCUUGUCAUUCAGCAGCUGACCUCGGUCAGAACCCUGCUCAAUGCUUGCUUGGAUGUCAUCGACGUAACGACCUGGACCGGUGAUGCAACCAACGGCAACUUUGUUGCUGGUCAGUUGCGCCUGUUACACGAUAACAUACAAGAAGCACGGCAAGCGCUGAAAGGCUACUCGGACGUGCAGCUACCAUGGUGGGAAAGCCCAAUUGACGAGAAGACCUUCGAUCCGCCUCUGCCUCCGACUGUUUCUUUCCACCUUUUCGUCUUCGAUGCCGCCCUUCUCCUUGAAAUCCGAACCCUCGAAGUCCAGACUCCAGGCGAGGAAUUUCACUCAGGGUUUAGUAUCAGAGACCGGCUGGCCGUGGCCUUGGGCGGUACACGCCCUCCAGUGCACGACGAAGCCGACCGCACAUUUAUGUAUCGGGGACAAGAGGUGCGGGUCAAGGAGAAGAUUCGAGUUGAGAGCCAGGAUCCAGCACUAAUUUCAGCCAUGGCCAAACUGAAUGCUCUCGAACACAGCGUGACGCUCAGUCGCAAAGCGCUCAACAUUGUAAUGGAUCGCGAUGAAUAG
This is a messenger RNA of Lindgomyces ingoldianus, 909 nucleotides long. RefSeq lists its product as uncharacterized. Gene Ontology annotation, cellular component: RAVE complex. The record is from RefSeq and is a predicted model, not a curated record. The transcript has 4 exons. Bases 1 to 909 code for a protein of 302 amino acids. Lineage: Eukaryota; Fungi; Ascomycota; Dothideomycetes; Pleosporales; Lindgomycetaceae.